Soboliphyme baturini is the source of this 332-nucleotide messenger RNA. The record is from the annotation of a GenBank genome assembly. Lineage: Eukaryota; Metazoa; Nematoda; Enoplea; Dioctophymatida; Soboliphymatidae.
AUGAAGUGCUACUAUGAUUUGUUGGAGGUACCAAAAGAUGCCAGCGCGGAACAAAUAAAGAAAUCUUACAGGAGAUUGGCUUUGCAAUGGCACCCAGACAAAAAUCCCGAUAAAGCUGCUGAGUGCACUGCCUAUUUUACCCUUCUUCAGCAAGCGUAUGAAGUUCUGAGUGAUCCUGAUGAGCGACGAUGGUUGCAGGGAUUUUACGCGGUCUACCGGGACGUGUUUGAUCAACUGGCAGUCGAAGAACUGGACUUCAUAAGCGAUCCGGGGAAAAAUCAGUUCCCCACAUUUGGUUAUUCACAUAGUGACUAUGACACGGUGAGUUAAUG